GGGGGAGGGCCACAAGGAAGCGGGGGUGAAGCUGAGAGGAAAUGGGUGUAGAGUACUCCUCCUAUGCCUCUACACAUUCCGACUCUCCUUGAAAAGAGCACAGACGGAGGAGGAUAACGUCGCCUCUUGGGACACAACUGCAAAGCAUCGAGGCAAACUGCAACCUCGGCCAUGGUGUACCUGCUCAUAUCCUUGACGGUGCUGCAUCUGCUCACCCUGUCCAUGCUCCUCGUGGCCACCCUCGAGAAGUCCUGGUGGGUCUGGGACAAUUCGGAAAGCAGUGACCUGUGGUAUAACUGUUUCCACGACAACGCCACCGAUACGUGGCUGUGCGCCACCACCAAUGAGAGCGACUGGUUGCAGUCAGUGCAGGCCCUCAUGGUGCUGUCCGUGGUCUUCUCGUCCAUCUCCCUGCUUGUCUUUGUGGCUCAGCUCUUCACCAUUUCUAAAGGAGGUCUCUUCUACUUGACAGGACUCUGUCAGGCCUUCGCAGGCUUCACCGACUUUGCGGCGUGCCUCAUCUUCACCUUCCACCGGAAGGAGAUCCUGAACGACUCCAGAGAUCCAGGCAAAGGUCACUUUGGUUAUUGCUUCAUCCUCGCGUGGCUGUGCGUCCCCCUCCUGCUUACCAGCGGUGUCCUGUACGGACACCUGAGGAAGAAAGAGUGAAACGUGCUGCUUGGACGUUGUGGGAAUCGAAAGGACUGAGAGGGCCAGGUUGUCGUUGCCUGUAAAAAUGUGUGAAUGGCAGAACGUAUCGACAAAAGGGCAACCGAAGCGCACAUGAAUUUGAACACCAGUACAACACCAGUAUAUGCAUCUAUUGCGAUCUCUUGCUUACUGCUGAGUGGGUUCGGUUGACUGAAAUUUGAAAAAAUAUACAUGACUCCUCAGAGGUUUUCAGAAUCAAAUAUUGUAAUCCCCACCCACCCCCAAGUGUACCAUUACAAGUGAGUAUUAAGGCCACAUUAGGGGGAAAAAAGUAAUUAUGGUACACUAUGGGAAUAAAUUCAGUCAUAUGUGGUUAUUAGAUAUACUGUAUGUAUGUACUGCAUACAUGCAGCAUACAUUUUUUUAACUUUAUCUUUUUUCUGAUCAUUUUUAUCUAUCGUGUGAGUAUGAUUGUUUCAUGAAAAAAUUGUAUUAUGAAAUUUUCUUUAAAAAAAUAUAACUUGAUUAGAAAAAGUAUGGCUUUAUUUCCCAAAAUAGUAUUUUGUUUAUGUAUGAAAACAUGUUUCUCAAUGAAUUUAAAAAAGUAUUAUUCAAAAGAAAUGCAUAAACACAAAAAUGCAAUAAUAUGAACGUCAUCCUCAUUUUUGUUUCUUUUCAAUGUGGUCUUAAUGCUGUUUUGUAUGACAGCGUAGUGAGCACAGUUUGCGUGACUUUGAGUAAAAUUAACACUGACCGUAAAGUCACAGUUUCAUUUUUUAUUCAAUUCACUCAUUAAAAAUUCAUUUUUUAUGCUUGGUGACUUUGAGUAAAAUUAACACUGACCAUAAAGUCACAAUUUAUUUUUUUCUUCAAUUCACUCAUUAAAAUUCAUUUUGUAUGCUUGUAAAUUAGAACUAUUUUCCAAUAAAAAAAAAAUAUCAUGGCUGUACUCAUGAGCUUCUAAUUUCUUUUCGGCCUUCGAGAAUCAUCCAGCCUAUCACUGUUUUUUUUUUUUAUUAUUUCCAGCAUGCUCGCAGUUCCUUACAAAGCAUCAGACUUUUCAAAGUCAAUGUAUUGACGUGUAAGAUUGAUCAAAGUUCAAAGUAAGACAUGGCUGACUUUGCUGAUGUCCGGUGAAUAGACAGACACGUUUGUAUAUAUUGCUUAAGGGUGUGCCGACCUUUUGUUGGUCACCUCUCAGCAUGUUGCGAAAUGCAAUCUGUCAACAUUUUCUCUGGCAAAACAGCAUGGAUU
Messenger RNA from Syngnathoides biaculeatus (alligator pipefish), 1905 nucleotides. RefSeq names its product epithelial membrane protein 3a (MAM blood group) (gene emp3a). The coding region runs from base 172 to 669 and encodes 165 amino acids. The record is from RefSeq and is a predicted model, not a curated record. NCBI's taxonomy places the organism in Eukaryota, Metazoa, Chordata, Actinopteri, Syngnathiformes, Syngnathidae. The transcript has 5 exons. Gene Ontology annotation, cellular component: plasma membrane.